Drosophila gunungcola (fruit fly) is the source of this 965-nucleotide messenger RNA. RefSeq lists its product as uncharacterized. The coding region runs from base 36 to 941 and encodes 301 amino acids. Gene Ontology annotation, molecular function: zinc ion binding; nucleic acid binding. The transcript has a single exon. Lineage: Eukaryota; Metazoa; Arthropoda; Insecta; Diptera; Drosophilidae. The record is from RefSeq and is a predicted model, not a curated record.
UAGAAGAAAUAGCUGUGUCUGUAACUUUGGCUCACAUGGCUCAAGUUGACAGCAAGUUGGCGCGCUGGAUUUUUACCACCAAUGUAAAAACUCGCAAUGAGCUACAACAACAGUUGCAGGCACACUCCUUCAUGAAGCGUAGCCUAGAAGACGAUGCAACUGGCUCGGAUCGCAAAAAGUUCAAAUCUCCGUCCCUGGUGAAAUGCAACUACUGCGGAAAGGUUGGGCAUAAAUAUGCCGAAUGUCGGGCACGUUUGCAGCAGGGCCAGAGUAAAGGCAAAACCUACAGUGGCACAAAUACGACGGGUGUGAAAGAUCGAUCUGGUGUCAAAUGCUUCAAAUGUGGCGAAAUUGGGCACUUUGCAUCCGCAUGUCCUAAAGUCCGAUCAGGUGGAUGCGAAAGAAUUUUUGAGAAGCGAGUGGAUAUCUGCGCAGUAGCUCCACCCUCUGGAACAAUAAAGGCAUCCGGUGAGUCUGUUCCAUUUUGUUUCGAUUCCGGUGCAGAAUGCUCACUGGUCAAGGAAAGUGUCGCCCAUAAAUUUAAAGGGAAAAGAGUUAAUAAUGUUGUAAAACUCAAUGGCAUAAGUAACGAUGCAAUUUAUAGCACUCAACAAGUUUUAUGUAAUAUAAAUAUUGAACAAUACUGUUUUGAGAUUUUGUUACACGUAAUUUUAGACAAGUAUUUGAAAUACGAUGUGUUAGUUGGUCGAGAGAUUCUUAGCCAAGGCUUUGGCGUGAUGAUAGACGCUGAUAAAUUUCAAAUUUAUAAAACGAAAAUGAUAGAUAAGGUGACUUUAACUGAUUACGAGGAUAUUAUAAGUUCUGAUACAGAUUUAGUUGAUUCCGAUAAAAUUGUCUUAACAAAUAUCUUAAAAUGCUACUCUGACUGGUUAUUAGUGGAAUACCAAAAACUCGAGUCUCGACAGGGCUGUUGGAAAUAAAGUUAAUAGAUCCACAAAAGACAG